Molecule: messenger RNA, 3525 nt
Organism: Pectinophora gossypiella (pink bollworm)
Lineage: Eukaryota; Metazoa; Arthropoda; Insecta; Lepidoptera; Gelechiidae
Exons: 2
Coding region: 235-3024 (929 amino acids)
Biological process (GO): DNA integration
Molecular function (GO): nucleic acid binding
Source: RefSeq, a predicted model, not a curated record
UCGGAGUUUGAUAUUAAUUCGGAACAGGAACAUUACUUUUUAGCGCACCAUGGUGUUUUUAAAACGUCUGGUGACACGGAUAAGAUUCGGGUUGUUUUCGACGGUAGUGUUAAGACAACUACUGGGGUUAGUCUUAAUGAUUGUUUGUAUUCGGGAGAAAGGUUACAAAAUGAUAUAACUAAAAUUAUUUUAAAUUUCCGUUUACCUCGGGUGGUGUUUACCACUGAUGUAAAGAUGAUGUUUCGGAUGACCUGGAUCCAUCCCCAGGAUCGUAGGUAUCAAUUGAUUUUAUGGCGGGAAAGUCCAGCUGAUCCCAUUCAGAUUUUUGAACUUACUACAAAUACUUACGGUCUUAAGUCGAGUCCUUUUGUAGCGAUACGUUGCUUGCACCAGUUGGCUGCUGAUGAGCAGGAACGUUUUCCCAGGGCUGCGAAGUUACUGAUAAAUAAUUCUUAUGUUGAUGAUCUUAAUGGAGGCGCAGACACGGUUGAGGAAGCACAGGAAAUUAGAGACGAGUUGAUACAGCUGAUGAAGACGGCAGGUUAUGAGCUGCGAAAAUGGUCGUCGAAUGAACCUCGGCUCCUCGCUGAUUUUCCUGAGGAUUUCUGCGAGACACCUCGUUGUUUUGAGGAUAAAGACACUUUCGGUUUUAUUAAGGUCUUAGGAAUUCAGUGGAACCCUUCAUCGGAUGCGUUUACGUACAGGGUAAAUAAUUUACCUUCGGAACAGUCGCCAGUUACUCGGCGCAGUAUACUUUCUUCCUUGGCUAGACUUUUUGAUCCGUUGGGAUGGAUAUGUCCGGUGGUUUUUCGAGCCAAACUGUUAUUACAAGAGCUGCUCAGUGACGGAGCUAAGAGUGUGGAGUGGGACGCUCCAGCCCCUGAACACUUGGUUAAGAAGUGGAAUGAUCUUGUUUCGGAUCUACCGAAUUUACAGAGAAUUUCAAUUCCACGGUGCUUGAAGUCUGCUAAUGACGUCAGUUAUUCUUUACACGGUUUUUGCGAUGGGUCGUCGUUGGGAUACGCGGCUGCAGUUUACUUACGGUCGGAGAAUAUUCACGGAGAAGUUUCGGUUCGGUUAGUGAUAGCUAAGUCUCGGGUUGCCCCCCUAAAAAGCAAAAUGACUAUACCACAGUUAGAACUCAGUGGCGCAGUACUUCUUGUUUCUCUCCUACAUCACGUUUUCUCUGCGUUGAGCGAGCUUUCUAUUGAAUUUUCGGAAGUUAUUGGUUGGUGUGAUAGUACCAUCGUGUUGGCGUGGUUAAAGACACCCCCACACAAAUUAGAAGUUUUUCAAGGCAACAGAGUUUCUCAGAUUAACAAUGCCAACUUACCAAUUCAGUGGAGACAUGUUUCAAGUGGGUUGAACUGUGCAGAUAUUGCAUCUAGGGGAGCCUCCGCGGCUCAACUUGUGGAGCACCCUCUAUGGUGGGGUUCGGAGUGGCUUUGUCAACCACGUGAGCUGUGGCCUAGUGAUAGGACUGAAGUUCCUAUGGAUUUACCUGGACUACGUGCGAAACACGUUACUAAUAUCGUUGUCGGUAAUGAAACUUUAGAUUUGUUAUUCGGUCGGUAUAGCUCGUUCGACAAGUUAGUUAAUGUCACGGCAUAUGUUUUUCGGUUUAUUAAAAAUUGUCGGCAAAGGUGUCGUCGUAAUUUCGGUAAAAAUAUUUCGGUUUCGGAACGUCGUAGUGCGUUAAAUUAUUUAAUUCGGUCGGUUCAGGAUUCAGAUUUUAAUGAACAUAUCUCGGCAUUAAGGUUAGGGAAACCUAUACGAGAUUCUUUAAGGAAAUUAAACUUGUUUUUGGAUAGUGACGGAGUGAUUCGUGUUGGAGGGCGUAUUCGACAUUCGGGUUUACCCUAUUCAGCUCGUCAUCCUAUUUUACUUUCAAGUAAACAUAGAUUUACGUUACUUUUGGUGGAAUAUUACCACAAAACUUAUUGUCACGUCGGUUCCAAUGCGUUAUCGGCCAUUUUAUCUCGGACUUACUGGAUACUUUCUGUUCGUCGGUUGACACGGACUGUCACGUUUCGGUGCGUGCAAUGCUUUAAGGCUAAGCCUCGUUUAGACCAGCCUUUUAUGGCGGACUUGCCUCCUGAUCGUGUUAGGUGUUCUCGUGCAUUUGAAGGUGUCGGUACUGAUUUUGCCGGACCGUUUAUGAUAAAAAGCAGUUCUUUACGAAAUGCUCGGUUAUUAAAAUGCUAUCUCUGUAUUUUUGUUUGCCUGAGCACUAAGGCAGUGCAUUUAGAAGUGGUCUCGGAGUUGUCGGUUGAGGCAUUUGUUGCGGCUUUUACUCGGUUUACAUCGCGGAGAGGAAUACCGUCUUUGAUGCGAUCCGAUUGUGGAACAAACUACGUCGGGACAAAUAAAUAUCUAAAAGAUCUUUAUGUAUAUUUAAAGGGUCAUCAUGCGGAUUUAGAACGUGAGUUAGUAAAAAGUAAUAUUACUUGGCUUUUUAACCCACCAAGUAGUCCAAAUAUGGGUGGACUAUUUGAAGCGGCAGUUAAGUCUGCAAAGACGCACAUGAAUAGAGUUCUAGGUGAGAGACGGCUCACUUUUGAAGAGUUAACCACAUUUUUUACCAAGGUGGAAGCGGUUUUGAAUUCUCGCCCGCUUUGCCCUUUGAGUGCGGAUCCUUCGGAUUUGGAAGUAUUAACACCCGGACAUUUUAUUAUCGGUCAACCUCUGGUAGCAUUGCCUGAACGUCCGUUCGAGGAAGUAAAUAUUUGUCGGUUGUCACGGUUUCACCAAGUUCAAAAACUUACUCAGCAUUUUUGGUCUAGGUGGCGUGAUGAAUACUUACAUACGUUGCAACAACGUACUAAAUGGACUUCGCAUUCGGAAGCUCCUAAGGUCGGUGAUUUAGUUUUGAUUAAGGAGGACAACUAUCCUCCUCUAAAGUGGAAACGCGCUCGUAUUUUGCGUCUUUUACCUGGUUCGGAUUCAGUUACGCGCGUAGCAGAAGUUAGGACAGGGAACGGAAUUCUGCUUCGGCCCGUGUCGAAGCUUUGUAGGUUACCAUAGGUUUGGUUGGUUGAUAACCAAGGCAGGCCUUGGUUCGGGGGGGAGGAUUAUGUGCACGCAAACUAUACUCAUGGCUGAAAUUUGAAUCUGCCGCCUCGACUUACGCGAGCCGCGGCAUUCCACGCUAUUGGUCGAAACCAAUAUGGCGUCACUCUGUUCGCGCCGACCACGGGGUUCACCACGGAUAAUUUGUUUGCUGUGAAUUUAUUGUGAAGAAACUGUUUAAUCUAUCGGAAAUUGUGUUAUUAAUGUUGGACAAUACCUAAUUCAACUCAGCUGAGUGUUAAGUUGGUGAAUACAACAAGGAACUGUCGGCGGUAUAGGUAUCUCGGUCCCGUGGUUUGGAGCCCGGCGCAGCAGCAGUCAGGUUGGUGGCCUUCUUAUUUCAUGCUGUGAUUAUGUAUAGAUUUGUGUUGCACUGACCACCUUACCAGCCAUGGAUUUAGUCUCUAGCUCUGGUUAUCGAAGGAAUUAACGAACACCCAGUAUGUGAUCGUACCA